Molecule: messenger RNA, 763 nt
Organism: Chrysoperla carnea
Lineage: Eukaryota; Metazoa; Arthropoda; Insecta; Neuroptera; Chrysopidae
Gene: mRpL21
Product: 39S ribosomal protein L21, mitochondrial
Exons: 3
Coding region: 91-732 (213 amino acids)
Biological process (GO): translation
Cellular component (GO): ribosome; mitochondrial large ribosomal subunit
Molecular function (GO): structural constituent of ribosome; RNA binding
Source: RefSeq, a predicted model, not a curated record
GGUAAAGUAUAGUGUCUGAUCGAAUUGAGUGACAGUGAAAACUUAUAGGUGUGAAACUGGCUUUAUAAAUAAUUAAAUAACCUCAAGAAGAUGUCAGGUCCAUUGAUGCGAGGUUUAUUUGUAAAUUUUUCAAAACUAUGUUUGAAAAAUAAUUUAACACAAUUUAUUAAACCAAAAAUCACGUCAGCAAUACCAAAUUUAUGUGCGUGUCGUGAAAUAAAAUCAAAUAGUCAUUUAUAUAACCUCACAAAAUUACAACAAGAAGAAGUCCAGGAUACGACCAAAAUUGAUAACCAAAUUACAACAGAAAUUAUAUCGAAAAUCAAAGAACAAGUUGCUAAAAAAGAACAUGGUCGUUUAUUUGCUGUGGUCCAUGUCGCUGGUAAACAAUUUAAAAUCACUUCAGGUGAUAUAAUUAUUAUUGAAGGAUAUUGGCCACCAACAGUUGGCGAUCAAUUAACUUUGGAUAAAAUUCUAUUAAUUGGUGGAGCAGAUUUUUCAUUUAUUGGACGGCCAUUAAUUCAAGACGGUUUAGCUGAAGUGAAAGCAACUGUAGUUGAAAAAUCUAUUUCACAUACAAAAACACAUUUUCGUAAACGAAAACGGAAACAAUACAUGAGAAUUAAUUUUUAUCGAGUGCCUCAAACAAUGUUACGAAUCAAUUCAAUUGAAAUUAUUGGAGAAUUAAAUAAUCCUGCUCGAGUUGAAGGUCUUGAACGACAUAUUUUUUAAUUAAUUACAAAUGUUUCAUUUAAAAAAUAUA